This is a messenger RNA of Hevea brasiliensis (rubber tree), 796 nucleotides long. Its product is annotated as agamous-like MADS-box protein AGL61. The record is from RefSeq and is a predicted model, not a curated record. Gene Ontology annotation, molecular function: protein dimerization activity; RNA polymerase II cis-regulatory region sequence-specific DNA binding; DNA-binding transcription factor activity, RNA polymerase II-specific. The transcript has a single exon. Gene Ontology annotation, biological process: regulation of transcription by RNA polymerase II. Bases 158 to 691 code for a protein of 177 amino acids. NCBI's taxonomy places the organism in Eukaryota, Viridiplantae, Streptophyta, Magnoliopsida, Malpighiales, Euphorbiaceae.
UACUUCUGAUAUUUGGACUUCUAUUCAAUUAGGAAAUAUAAUUCAUAAAGGAUAUAAUCUCUCUCAUCGCAACCCUAUAUAUGCCCUAAUUUGGCUGCUCUUGUUUGUCCUGUUCUGCACCCUUAAUUUGGUUACUCUUCUUUAUUCUGUUCUGCAAAUGGAAAUCACCGCGGCAGACUCCGAUGCGCCGCCGGAGCAAUCCCGGAGAAGAGGCGCUAGGGAGUGGAGAAGAGGCGGUAGGGGGCGGAGAAGAAUUGAAAUCAAGAAAAUACAAGACAGAAGGAGCCUAAUCUUGGCUUUCUCAAAGCGUCGCACUGGUCUUUUCAAAAAAGCCGGCGAAGUAUGCAACUUAUGUGGUGUAGAAGCUGCCGUCAUCACGUUCUCCCCGGCGGGAAAACCCUACGCUUUUGGUAAACCUUCUGCGGACUCAGUCGUUCGUCGCUAUCUAACCGAAAGCAUAAGCACUGCCUCUACUAGUGAAUUAUAUCUUCCUGCGGAGGAAGAGGAAGAGGAAGAGGAAGAGGAAGAGGAGGUGGAGGAUGUGUUCUGGUGGCAACAGUCGAUAGAGGAUUUGGAUAUGAAGGAGCUUGUACAGUACAAGGCAAGCUUGGAAGGGUUGAGGAGGAAUUUGAUUAUGAGAAUUGAGGAGAUGAAGAUGCGGAGAGCUGCGACCAGAAAUUUUUUUGAGUGACUGCAAAAGAAUCUUCAUUCUUAGUUUCUUGAAGUUUGUUAUUUUUUUUAAUUAUUUUUUUUCUUUUCAAGAUACAUUAAUUAGUGAUAAAAAUAAAUUAUUAUU